Messenger RNA from Neohortaea acidophila, 1649 nucleotides. RefSeq lists its product as uncharacterized. Bases 343 to 1359 code for a protein of 338 amino acids. The transcript is spliced from 3 exons. NCBI's taxonomy places the organism in Eukaryota, Fungi, Ascomycota, Dothideomycetes, Mycosphaerellales, Teratosphaeriaceae. The record is from RefSeq and is a predicted model, not a curated record.
GGAACCAAACCUUCUCUUUGGGAAGAGGUCGACGAAGCGAGCCGCACGCCACACGCCUCUCGAGCCAGCUGAGAUUCAUCUUACUCCCUACAUUCGGGCACGCCGGGCGCCAAAUAUGGCAGGGACGAUGCGACUUCAUCAUCCUUAAGCGAGAAGUCAUCUGGAUUAGGUUGAGGGACUGGCACCAGAGGAGCACGCCUUGGGCGUUGCCUGAGCCUCAUAUAUCCUGACAAUCCUCACGCAAACAGUCGUAAGUCCCUCUCUACUGCCUUUCGUUCUCUGAACGUGUCCCCUCGUUUUCAAAGAAGCAUUUCGUCCUUCAUAUCAGUCAUUACAGUCAAGAUGAAGGCUUUCGUCUCCACCCUUUUCGUUUCUGCAGUUGCAGCCUCGUUGGUCGAGCUUGACCUCCACGCACGAGGACGACCUCACCGUGGGCACCAUGGCUGCUCCCGUGUUCAGCAACAGUGCGCGGGCGCGCAAGCCGAAAGCGCCUACCAAUGGUGCCCCCAUAACGCUCACACCGUGACCGUGACCCACACCGCUGCCCGAACCACCAGCACCGUCACUUCAACCAGCACCGCGUCAGCCUCGACCACCACGACCACCACAAUCACUGUGUUGCCCACCUGCACCCAGGCUACGCCGGUGACCAAGAAGCGCAAUGCGGCGCGAAAGGCCCAACAGCUCGUGAAGAAAGGACAAACCGGCGGCGCCCCCUCGUGUCUUGGGCCGAGCCCGUGGGAGGCGUGCAGCUGCCUGCACCCCACAACUACCACCAUUACCGUCACCCCGAGCGUGGCUCUCACCACCACUCUCACAACGAUCACAUCGACUGCAACGCUCACGUCCACGGAGACCGUUCAAGGCCCGUUUAACAUCAUGGGCGUUCAAGGCACCAAGACACAAGGCUUCCCCAUUGCGUCGUCUGCUCCCGACUUCGCCGUAGGCACAACACCUCAGUCGGGAGGGGGUUUUCCCUUUGUGAGCUACGACUCAACCUCCGCCGACGCGUUCUACCUGACCUCCAACGGCACGCUACUGGACUCGACGUUCACAGACGCCAACGGCAACCCCUACAUCGCCUUCCAAUACACUGAUUUCUCCACUCCCGAAGGUGGCAACGCGCCUGUCACCAUUGCUCCCGGGAGCACCGUCUACUCCAGCGGUGGCUACCAGCCCCUCGUGUGCUUCCUCGACCCCAACAACUGCAGGCUGGACUGUCGUGCCAAUGGCAACGAGAAUAACUUCCAGUGCUACUAUAACUACCUCAACGAGUGGUACAUUGCGCCGAGUCCAGUUUCCCCCUCGCAGUGCUAUGUCUUCUCGCCUCAAAUCACAUAUGGGGCGGUCGUGUUGUAGAGCCUUGCCACCAUUGAUCCCUAUCCUGCUGGGAGGAAGUUGGAUUACUUUUGCCAUUCCCGUCACAACAUAUCUCGGCUUUACGUUUCGAUUCUUGUCUAAUCAGGCGGUGGAUCAAUGUCAUCGCUAUAUAUUACUCCGCAAGAGACGCAUGCUUCCUGCUCGUCUUGACCACACUUUCAAUUCUCUGCUUCGCAACACCUGCAAGCCUGUCUCAAGUUGCGUGAAUUUUGAUCUAUCAAAUGCCGAACAUGUGGAGCGCGUACCAGUGCAACAGCGGCAAUCUUUAC